Molecule: messenger RNA, 1180 nt
Organism: Glycine soja
Lineage: Eukaryota; Viridiplantae; Streptophyta; Magnoliopsida; Fabales; Fabaceae
Product: 1-aminocyclopropane-1-carboxylate oxidase 1-like
Exons: 3
Coding region: 88-1008 (306 amino acids)
Source: RefSeq, a predicted model, not a curated record
AGUGUUAAAGCGGUUUUAAAUCUUUUGUAGCCCUAUAUAUACCCCAUCCAGUAAUGUAUCUUCAGCAAACAAACACUUAGCACAUAGAUGGCUAUUCCUGUGAUAGAUUUCAGCACUCUCAAUGGAGACAAAAGGGGUGAAACCAUGGCGCUUUUGGAUGAAGCUUGUCAGAAAUGGGGUUUCUUUCUGAUUGAGAACCAUGAAAUUGACAAAAACCUGAUGGAAAAGGUGAAGGAGCUAAUUAAUAUUCACUAUGAGGAGAACCUGAAGGAAGGUUUCUACCAGUCCGAGAUAGCAAAGACCUUGGAGAAAAAACAGAACACCUCUGAUAUAGAUUGGGAAAGUGCCUUCUUCAUUUGGCACCGUCCCACUUCCAACAUUAAGAAAAUCCCAAACAUCUCACAGGAGCUUUGCCAAACAAUGGAUCAGUAUAUUGACCAACUCGUUACGCUGGCAGAGAAGUUAUCUGAGCUUAUGAGUGAAAAUCUUGGUUUGGAGAAAAACUACAUUAAGGAGGCAUUUUCUGGAACAAAUGGACCUGCUAUGGGAACAAAAGUGGCCAAGUACCCUCAAUGUCCACACCCUGAACUGGUUAGAGGACUUAGAGAACACACAGAUGCUGGUGGCAUCAUCCUAUUGCUCCAAGAUGACCAAGUGCCUGGCCUAGAAUUCUUCAAAGAUGGCAAGUGGGUGGAGAUUCCACCCUCCAAGAACAAUGCCAUUUUUGUGAACACAGGUGACCAAGUAGAAGUGUUGAGCAAUGGCUUUUAUAAAAGUGUUGUGCACAGGGUCAUGCCUGACAAAAACGGAAGUAGACUCUCCAUAGCCAGCUUUUAUAACCCAGUUGGUGAAGCCAUUAUUUCCCCUGCUAACAAACUCUUAUAUCCAAGUAAUUAUCGUUAUGGAGACUAUUUGGAGCUAUAUGGCAACACCAAGUUCGGUGAAAAGGGUCCCAGAUUUGAAUCUAUCAAGAAUAUGACCAACGGGCACUGCAAUCUUAAACCUUGAAUAAAGAUCAAACAUAUACCCUUCAUUCUAGUUAAUUUUACAAGUCAUGUUUUUCGCGUUCUCCUUAAAAGUAGUCAAGAAAGAAAUACGUAACAUAAGUUUUUUUUUUUUUUUUUUAUGGUUUUAAUAUCAAUAAUAACAAAGAAGAAAACACAAGUUUUUUCUUUAUCUA